AUGGCUUCAAGCGGUUUUUCAACCCCAUUACCUUCUGUGUUUACAAGUGAAAAUUAUGACUUUUGGGCAGCAAAAAUGAAAGCUUACCUGAAAGCAUACGACCUGUGGGAAAUAACAGAGGCAGGAAGUGAUCCACCACCUCUUAGAGCAAAUCCUACUAUUGCUCAAUUGAAGCAACAUAGUAAGGAAGUUGCAAAAAAGUUCAAGGCUUUGUCUUGCAUCCAAUCUGCCUUUUCUGAUACAAUAUUCACCAGGAUUAUGACCUGUGAGACAGCAAAGGAUGCCUGGGACAAAUUGCAAGAAGAGUUUAGAGGCAAUGCAAGAACAAGGCAAAUGCAAGUUUUAAAUUUAAGAAGGGAGUAUGAAACCUUGAAGAUGAAAGACUCAGAAUCUAUCAAAGAAUAUUCUGAUAGGCUGAUGAAAGUGGUAAAUCAAAUAAGGCUAUUGGGAGAUGACUUACCUGACAGGAGAGUUGUGGAGAAGGUGCUGAUGAGUUUUCCAAACAAAUUUGAGGCAAAAAUCUCUUCUCUUGAAGACUCUAGAGACCUGUCUUCUAUAACCUUGUUUGAGUUGGUUAAUGCCUUACAAGCUACUGAGCAAAGGAGGCUAAUGAGAGAAGAAGAACAAGUAGAACGGGCCUUGUUUGUUAAAGAAAAACAUAAAACUCAAACAAGUUUUGGUGUAAGAAAGAACCAAGAUGAAAAGAAGAAGGUGAAAAAUAAUAAGAUUGCUGGUAAAAGUGGAGUUUAUCCUCCAUGUGUUCAUUGCAAAAAAUCAGGACACUCUCCAAAAUGGUGUUGGUAUCGACCAGAUGUUCAAUGCCGAAGUU
Messenger RNA from Olea europaea var. sylvestris, 829 nucleotides. RefSeq lists its product as uncharacterized. The annotation marks the transcript as partial. Lineage: Eukaryota; Viridiplantae; Streptophyta; Magnoliopsida; Lamiales; Oleaceae. The record is from RefSeq and is a predicted model, not a curated record. The transcript has a single exon.